Messenger RNA from Penaeus vannamei (Pacific white shrimp), 9341 nucleotides. The record is from RefSeq and is a predicted model, not a curated record. NCBI's taxonomy places the organism in Eukaryota, Metazoa, Arthropoda, Malacostraca, Decapoda, Penaeidae.
AUUUUCAAUCAUGGCAAUUUUGUUGUGGUAUUGGCCCUCGUUCGAAACCGUGCAAAAGCGAAGCCCAUAAUCAAUAAGUCCAUCCCAGACUUUACACUAGAGAACAAAACCAACCAACGAUAACGAACAACAUCCGAACCCUCAUUCAAAAUAGUAAGUCAAGAGGAGUUGAAAAGGGACUUAAAAAUCCCGAACAGAAGAAGGAUGCCGGCGCGCAGGGAUCCGGACGGCAAUCAUCUGUUCGUGCCAUGUCCGCGAUGUUCCACCCGCGAUCCGGGCGCUGUGUUAAUUUUUCUAAUGGCAAUAAGACAGCUAUUCGAACCAACCCCACGCAGGAGUUCAACAGAGGACUCAUCUUCAGCCUCGAGCCGAUCAAAGACAAUGAAAUUUUCGAGGUGAAGAUUGACAAAAAGUUAAACACAUGGAGUGGGAGCAUAGAGAUUGGAGUCACCGUGUGCAACCCCGAUGUUAUCGAUAUUCCCAUCACAGCAACAGACCUCAGAGGGGGAACAUGGAUAAUGCUCGGCCAAGGAGUGUUGCGGGAUGGCCGGUCCCUACAUGAGGCCUAUGGCUGUGAUUUAGACAAGCUGGUGGAAGGAGACAGAGUGGGGGUUAUGCGAACGUCACAGGGGGACCUCAAAUUUUUUGUGAAUGGAGAGUGUCAGGGAGUGGCAGCAGUCAAUUUGCCACAAAUAUUAUAUGCUGUGGUUGACAUGUACGGCAAAUGCGCUCAAGUUACCCUCACCGCACCCUCAACUCCAGAUUCAAAUACAUUAGAUGAGGAUUCCAUAAGUGAACUCUCAUCCAUGCGUGACUCCAACAUAUUGGACUCCCAGCCGGAAACCAAUACUACCCCCGCCUCCGUUGUUAAUAACCAAAGCAUAACCAGCAACAAUACCGCAGUUGUAAAUCUAACCUCCUCCAUAAAUGUCGGCACCUGCAGUGCACUUAGUAAUCAUGUAGCAAAUAUUAGUAUUGCCAAUAGUUUGAUGUCCAACAGUGAUAGUAAUGUCUUACACGAUGAGAGAGAUGGGAGAGAAAGUAGUUGCGAUGUUAGUGAAUCCAAUAACCCAUCCCCACGACCUUUGGAAACCACAGUGGUGCCAUCGUCAGUCCCUGCCACCAGUUGUGGGGCUACACAGACUAGUGGGGGAGGCAAAAAUGCAGGCAAUAGUGCCACCCAGUCAGGUUACACGUGUGGUGGGGCAGUGGGGGGCUCGGGUAGUAAUAACUGCGACGGGGGAAAUAAUAACGGCGGCGGUAAUAACAACGGGAACACCAACGGCAAUGCUAACAGUGUGGGGAACCAGGCAGGUAAUAAUAACCCAGGACCUGCAGAUAAUAGUGUGAAUUACGACUCGAGUAAUGAUCGGCUAAGGUUCCACGACAAGUGUGGAACCCUCGUUAAGUUGUCCAACAGUGGGAGAACAGCAGAGAGAAGACGACCACUCGAUGAAUUCAACAAUGGAGUUGUAAUGAGCUGUAGAGCACUAAGAGAAAAUGAAUUAUUUGAGAUACGAAUUGAUCGUCUAGUGGACAAGUGGUCAGGCAGCAUUGAGGUAGGGAUUACAACGCACAAUCCCAGUGUCCUAGACUUUCCGGCCACAAUGACAAAUAUGCGCUCAGGGACUACAAUGAUGAGUGGUACCGGCAUACUUACCAAUGGCAAAGGAACACAUAGAGAAUACGGGGAAUUCAACCUUGACGAGUUAAAGGAGGGUGAUCGGAUUGGCAUGAUGCUAAAAACCGGCGGAGAACUUCACUACUAUAUCAAUGGCCUGGACCAGGGAGUCGCAGCUACCAAUGUACCGCCUCCCGUGUGGUCUGUUGUUGAUCUUUAUGGCAUGACAGUGAAAGUAACAAUAGUGGACCGGGACCAGCGAGAAGAACAGAACUUAAUCACUCGAAGAAACACUCAGUUGUCUGAUAUCCAGCCACCUUUGUCCGAUACAGAUGAUGAAACCAGCGAGGCUUUGCUCUUUCACAACAACUGCGGGACAUUUGCCGAGGUCAUCAAUAAUGGUCGCACAGCCCAUCGCCCAAAUGCUUCAGAUGACUUCAACAAUGGUGUGGUUCUGACACGACGUCCCCUGAAACCAAACGAGAUGUUUGAAGUGCGUCUAGACAAGUGUGUUGACAAGUGGGCAGGCUCCCUGGAAAUUGGUGUAACAACACAUGCACCUACAGACCUUGAGUACCCAUCUACCAUGACUAAUGUUAGAUCUGGAACGUGGAUGAUGACAGGCAAUGGGGUAAUGCAUAAUGGUACUACAAUCAUUGAUGACUAUGGCCAGAAUUUAGAUAGGCUUAAGGUUGGGGACCGAGUAGGAGUCAUCCGUAAGGACAAUGGAAACCUAAUUUUCUAUGUAAACGGAGUGGAGCAAGGACUAGCAGCAAGUAAUGUGCCCGAGCGAAUAUAUGGUGUCGUAGACCUCUACGGCCAGGCAGCUCAGGCUUCCAUUGUGCAACAUUCCGAGCACUGUUCAUCAGAUGUCUUGCCGUCUAGCCUCUCUAGCUCUACCAUAUACAGUGAUCUCCGAUUCCACCAUUUACAUGGAAAGAAUGCACGCAUAUUAAAUGGUGGAUUAACAGCUCAGCGCCCCAAUGCCCAUGGAGAAUUUAACGAUGCAAUAGUCAUCAGUAAUAGGCAGUUACAUGAAGGGGAAAUGUUUGAAGUUAUGAUAGAUAAAAUGGUAGACAGAUGGUCAGGAUCCUUGGAAGCUGGUGUGACAGCCAUUCCACCUGAAGAGAUUGACUUCCCAAGCACCAUGACAGAUAUUGAUUACGAUACCUGGAUGCUGAGUGGGUCUUCUGUCAUGCGAGAUGGUGUAACUAUCAUGAACAAUUACCGGUGUGACUUAGACUCCCUGGGGGUUGGCACACGUGUGGGCAUGAUGCGACACUCGGACGGCUCGCUGCAUUACUACGUCAACGGAGAGGACCAGGGUACAGCUUGCGAGAACCUUCCUCCUGGUUUGUGGCCUGUGGUGGACCUGUAUGGGCAGUGUGCGCAGGUGACCAUUGUUCACAACCCCAUUCGUCAUGACCAGUCUCUCAUCUCCGUGUCACAGUACUUGGACAUGUCCCAUCUCUCACUGCCUGCUGCUGGCCAGGCCAGUGUUGGCUCAGAGGUACUGCACCGUUUUUCCAAAUGCUGUGGAGCUAACAUAGCCCUGAGUAACAACGGUACAACAGCAGCUCGCGUGCGGCACUUCAAUCAUGGUUUGCUGUUCACGUCUCAUCCAUUAGAAGCAGAGGAACUAUUUGAGGUACGCAUUGAGCUGGUUUCAGAAGGUUACUGUGGGUCCUUGAGCAUUGGUCUGACCUCUCUCCCAGUGACCGACUCUUACCCAGCCGUCAGCCUCCCAGCCACGUUAUCUGGAAUAGAAUCAGCUGACACGUGGUGGGUCAGUGGUUCGGACGUGAGAAGGAAUGGGUCCUCUGUCCUUAGGUUGAAUUUCUGCCCUAAUCUUGGGAGGUUGCUUGUUGGGGAUCGCAUCGGCAUUAAGAAGACGAGCGAUGGAGCAAUGAGGCUGUAUAUAAAUGGUGAAGAUUUCGGAAUUGCUGCUACUAAUGUCACUAAGAGAGUAUUUGGUGUGGUUGACCUUUUUGGCUUCACGGAAUCUGUGGUCAUAACAAGUGUCUCAAGACAAGCAAGUUCACCUGUAAUGGACUCCACAGUUAUGGCCACAAACAACAAUGCCGUGUCGCAAGAUUCUCUCGAGCUAUCUCAGCCAGACUCUCGCCAUCCCUUAGGCCACCAUUCGCUCACUUCGGGCUUUCACCCAGCAACGUCUGCCCACAUUCCUCACGAUCACAGGGUAACAUCCGAGACGAAGAUGACAAAUGACCAAAGAGGACAAGAAUCCAGACAGAAUGGCCAGCAUCACCAAGGAGGAGACCUAAGAACCAGCAGCCAUUCUCACGGGGCGCUCGAGCUGUCGACAGAGGGCAGGCAGCAGCACUCGAGCUUAGGAAAUAACAAAGACUCUUCACUCAUUCUGUUCCAUGAGAAGACGGGCAAAAAUAUCCAGCUCUCCAGCGAUCGCAUGACAGCUCGUCGAUCAGAAAGCUAUAACCAAGGGAUUGUUAUGUCGGUUAAACCUCUACCAAGGAAUGUAGUCUUCCAGGUUCGAUUGGGGUCCUUGAAUUCCCGUUGGUCAAGUUCCCUCAUGAUUGGGGUGACGGCACAGGCCCCUGAGAAGAUCCACCUCCCAAACACAGCCUUUGCACUGAAACGUAACACAUGGGUUAUAUGUGGGGAUUCAGUCUUCUACAAUGGGGUUAAAAUCAAAGGUCGAUAUGGACCAGACUUAGACAGUUUAGCAGGAGGACCCAGUGGCCAUUUGGUGGGUAUCAUGGUGGACGACGAAGCACGACUGCACCUCUUGGUCAAUGGUGUUGACCAAGGGGUUGCUGCGAAGGAAAUACCCCCAAACCCUUAUGUCGUUCUGGACUUGUAUGGGCAGUGCCAGGAGGUUACCUUGUGUAAUAAUAGCAUGAGCAUGGAAAUUGCCAACACGACUACCACCAGUAUUUCAUCCACAAACACAAUCAACAGCAGCAGUAAUACCCUCGCGAACAGCACCACCACCAGCCCAAACACCACGUCUAACACGACAACCACCAUCACAUCAGCUGCACAGAUUGGCAAUGAACAGAAUAAGAAAAACCUACUCAAGACUCACGAGCAUCACCACCACCAGCAGCAACAGCAACAGCAGCAGCAACAGCAACAGCAACAACAGCCGCAGUCACAACAGCCAUCACUUCUGCCAGGGUUGGUCAGUCUUCAAGACAACUCCCCAAGCAACAUCUCCAAUAACGACUCGGCAGUUGUUAGACAAAGCGAUUCAAAUUUCCAGACAGAGCAUAUCACACAGCCACAUCCUCCCAAACUUAAGGAGAAGGCAAUUUCUCGUUCUCAGCCAGAUAGCAGUAUGGUAAAGAAUUGUGAAUACCAAAAUAUGUGCUAUCGUUUCAAGGCCUCAUUAGCUCUACCAGAGGGAUACUUCAGUCCAGAAGGCAACUUAUGUUAUUGCGAAACCUGUCAUAAAAUACGGGGGGAUGAACCAUAUUAUACAAAAGGAAAUCCACCAAAACAUUACGCACAACCUUUUGGCUGGUGUCGUUUUGCACUUGUGAGCGGGGUUGGCGAUAAUAACGAGUCGUGGCACAUGGCUUAUCACGGCACCAGACCUGGGGCAGUAAGACGUAUGUUAGAUAAAGGAGAGCUUCUGUUCUCAGGUGAAUUAGGAGUGAGCUCAACCUUAGCUGGUCGUCGAAGUAAAGAUGAUGAUAGUGAUGGAUCACAGUUAUGUUUCUCUCCCACUAUUUCAUAUGCUUCUACAGACCAGUUUGCACCUGCUGUCUUGUUUGUUGACCCGUGCACAAGAAAAACAUUACAUGUUCGGGUGGUACUGCAAAUAGCAGUCAAACCUGGUUCGUACAAGGUUGGUUCGCCUUCCAUACCCUGGACUCCUAGCCUGCCCAACACCCACACAGCCCCCGACUCACACCUGCAACCCGACACCAUAGAGUGGGUAACAAAAGAACGAGGCGCGACUCAGCUCCUGUCCCUUCUGAUUAGAAUCGAAGAGGAAAAGUGAAUAGCUCAAUAUAAAAUAGCAUUUACCGAUAUUAGUACUUUUCAAUGGAUUUAUGAUAAGUAUAUAGUAUGUCAACUCUGCCUCCCUCCAUCCCUGAUUGAUAUAUCGCGAAGUCAGUGGUAGAUGCAAAUCAUGUACAAUCCAGUGGACAAACUUACACAAAUGGCUAUAGCAUAAUGGCAAGCACACUGAUUAUUUUUCAUUAUUUUUUUUUUCAUGUAAAUAGCAAUGAGUAUCUUUCAAAACACAGCACAACCCUGUUGAUGGCUAUGCAUAAUGGAAAUGUUUUGAAGGUCAAUCAUGAUCAUACAUAGUGUAUAAAGUUUUUUGUAAUUUCAUUUGGCUAUUGUAAUAAGCAACAAGUUUAUAUUUCAUCAGAAGACACAAAAGUGAUUGCAUUACAAAUCUCUUAACGUUGAAGUAUGGAUCAAAACGCCAGGUUCUUUGGAAAACUAAAAAUAUAUACAUAUAUAUUACUAUGCAAUUAAGACUUUGUGUACUUUUCUAAUUUGUAAUUUUUAAUAGUGUUUAUACCGAAAGUACCAUUUUUAAUAUUCAUAUCAAAAUUAACAAAACAUUAACACUGUCAAACAAUUUAAUUCUUUUUUAGGUGUGUCAUUGGUCAAUCAUCUUUGGGUGUAUGAAUAAGGCGUAGCAUUAGGACCGAAUAGUCAUUUUAGUAAUGUUCGCGUUUUAAUCAGUGUUCAAUUUUUUCCCCAUUUAUAAUAUUCAGCUGUCUUUCAGAAACGAGAUUAAUCGGUAGAGAACCAUACAGGAACAAAUACCUAGACCGGAAAUUGAUUAUUAAAGGGGCAAAGCAUACGUCUUUGCGAUUAUUACACUUGGAAACCAGGCAGGAAUUUCAACCUUCUCAUUAUUAUCCUUAUGGUUCUUUUUUUCACUUACAUUUUUCUAAAUGUGAUAGUACAUCAUUUAAACUGAUAAGAGUUCUUCGUCAUCCAAUUUGAAAUGUAUGGGUUUGUGGAUAAUUUAUUUAUUGUAUUUAUUUUGCCCUUCUUUUCUUUUCCACUGGCAUUGGUUAAUUAGAAACGGAAUAAAUGUGCGGGUGUGUUUUGUACGUACUUUUGGGUACGAGUAAGCAUAACUUGAAAAUAAUAUGGGUGAAAGUAAAGAGAGAGAAGAAAAGGAUUUCAAAGUGCACUGUUGGCUCUCGGUCUAUGUAAAAUUUUGUUAAAGAAUUCCAUGAGAGGUUUACGUUUGUAAAAUUAUUAUUAUUAUUAAUUCUUAGGAUAUAUGGAAUGCUAAUUCAGUUGAAGUUAUUUACUUUCUCCCUUUGUAUUUAUACUCUCAGACACACAUGUCCUCACACUCAGACUCUCUCACACACCACUCAUGCACACUCACUCACUCACUCUCACACACUCACACUCAUAGUCACUCACUCAUUCACACACACUCACUUUCACUCUUAUUCACUCAUUCACACACUCAUACACUCUCUCUCUCACUCUCACACACACGCAUGGACAAUCUCUCUCACUUUCACAUACACUCACUCACUCACUCACUCAGACCUCUUUCCUCUCAUCUUUUCUUCAUAUACUAGUACCUUGAAUAGUGCUGAGUUGGCAGUGCAGAAUGUCAGUUAUUACAUAUUUUGGAGAACUACAUGUCAUCUAAACAGUUUAAUUAUUUUUGAGGUUCACAGACUCACACCAAGAUUUUUCCAAGAAUUUAUAUUUGAUUAAAUAUAAAGUUUCUUGGAACACCAUUAUGUUAUAUAGGUUGGGAGUAGGAGAGGCUAUAUACAGUAUAUAAAUAAUAAAUGACAGUGCAUGUUACAUCAGAAUAGGUAUCUAAUACAGUGUAUCUAUGAUCUCUUGUUACUGAGCCUUGUAUGUGACUUUAGGUAUCUCGAAGAUGUUUGCAAGAAAAGUGCUGUUUAUCACAAAAAACAGACAUCAGAAUGGGUAUGUGUAUGUAUGCAUGACGUUUAAUGUAAACAAUCAUUCAGAAGGUCUUUCCAUGUGUUAUGCAAAUAUUUUUGUAUUCCUUUAGUUUUCAUUAGUUUUCUUAAUUAGAUGAACUCUUACAAGACUCUGAAACCAUUUGUAUUGGUUCUUAUGCAUCAUGUGCUGCUUUGCGUGUUGGUUGAGGUUAUUUUCAGUCACCUUGGUUAUCUUUAUUUAUUUUUCUUACGUUAAUGUAUUUAUUUUUUUCUUUUCUUUUUCAAAUAAUGACUUAUUAUGUAAGUUAGUAUAGCAGUUUACAAGAAUAGUUUUAGUUUUCUCAUGCAUGUCAUUUUGAAGUAUCUCUGAUUUAAAAAGGUUGUUUUUAUAAAUCAUUGAUUCUUUUUUGCAGUAGUUUUGAAGUACUACAAUCAUUCUCUUCAUUGCUGUCAUCAUAAAUUGCUAUUUCAUUAGCCACCUCAUUAUUUAUUGCUGAUCAUUUCCAAUACUUUUUUGGUCAUUCUGUUCGACCAUUGAGCAGGUGACUUUCAUAUUCUCGGUAUAUUAUCCUCACACAUUCAAGCAUGUUGACAUAUACCAUUAAAAAUACACAUAAUUUCUUAGCCUUGCUGUGAUAUUAUUUUUGCCAUAUCUCACAAGCCUGCUGUUGCUUGUGACCUAACCCAAGAAACUCAUGUCAUGUGUAGCUGUUAGAUACCAGUGACCUCAACAAAAUUGACCUCGGCUUGCUUAUGUUUCCAAUGAUGCUUUUGCGCCUGGUUUCAGUGGCAGCUAUCACGGUCAAGAGUACCAUGGGGUUUUGGUACCAUAAAUGGGCCCAAUUAUGGUAUAAGUUUCUGUGUGGAAAUUUGAGUGAUAUUGGUUGUUACAUAAUAUUUGAAGUUGUGUUAUAGUGUUGUUUUUUAUGUAUGUAACUAGAUCUAGUCUGGCAUAUUAUAAGCUUCUUUCAUACUUUUAAAAAAAGCUGUAUUUCAUUUAUUUUGGAUUUUAUGUUGAAUACUAGAAAGAAAAUUGUAUUGUGUCCAACUCUUAUAGAAUGUAUAUAUUUGUUACUUUUUUUUUCUUUUUCCCCUUCUUUCAUUACUAUGAGUUAGUAAUACAAAAAUUCUAAAGCACAUUUAGUAAACAAUCUCCGCAGUAUUCAGUCUUCUCUUACUCGAAGCCAUUUUUAUUCUUUUACACUUUCACACAUAUGGGUUGUCUCUUUUCUGUUGUGUUUCUAUGAUUCCUGCCAGAAUGAGAUGUAUUUCCCCCCUGAUUGGUUUAGUGAGGUAUAAGAAAUGUGUCGGAGAAUUAUUUGAGUAUGGAAAUGUUUUAUACGGUUGAUGCUGUCAUUUUAGCUCCAGAAUUUUGCCAUGAAUGAAACAAACUGGAUUAAUUAUUUAAAGUAUUUACAUUCCAGUAUUCCAUUUUAUAAGGGAAAUAUAUAUUGAAUUCUAGCAUCAAAUCUGAGUUUGGAUCAAAUCUAGCAAAAGAGAAAGAACUUUUGUAUACUGAAAUCAGCUGUGCACUAAAUUAUAUCUUGCUGAGCCUACCGAAGUUAUCAGAAAUAUCAACAGGAAAUAGAACUCAAGACAUCUAAGGAAGACCAUCAAAAUAUCAUUGCUUACUGAAAAUAAGACAACACAUAGAAAACGGAUAACCUAACACUCGUCUGACGUACAUUACAUGUAAGUUUGUAUAUACAUGUGGAAUGUUUGGAAAAGACAAUUCAUGCCUUUCCUUCCAAACUGAAAUACUAUUGAAACUUUGAAACUUUUUCAGAUGCUUUAUCUGAACAACUCUUAAAAUAUAUGGAAAU